This is a messenger RNA of Acanthosepion pharaonis, 2541 nucleotides long. The record is from the annotation of a GenBank genome assembly. Lineage: Eukaryota; Metazoa; Mollusca; Cephalopoda; Sepiida; Sepiidae.
AUGUUGGAAAACACAACCGACUACUCACUUAGCCAUGGAUACACAGAACACGUAACAUUCGAUUUGUGGCAUUUCAUUUACGAAAAUGACACGUCAUACAAUGACUCUUUUGUGGAAACGGAUCCUGUAUAUCCUGGGGCCGGUUUUCCAAGCGGAUACAGUUGGCCCACUGUCAUCAUUUCGACAUGCUUCAUUGUCAUACUGGUCAUUCUCGUCGGACUUGGGAAUGGUCUCGUCUGUAUAGCCAUCUACACGGACAAGAACCUUAAAAUUACCCAGAAUGCUUUUAUUGCUUCACUGGCGGUGGCCGACAUGCUACUUGGCUUAGUGGUAAUGCCGUUUUCGUGGUGUAACGAAAUGAUGGGAUACUGGUAUUUCGGUAAUGUGUGGUGCGACCUCUGGUUGUCAAUUGAUGUACUGUUGUGUACGGCAUCCAUUUUGAACCUCGUUCUGAUCAGUCUAGACAGAUAUUGGUCCAUCACCCGGGCCCUUCAUUACCCCCAGCAGAGAACACCAAAACGAGCAGCGAUCAUGAUCGCUAUUGUGUGGAUUCUUUCAGGUAUCAUCUGCCUUCCGCCUUUGAUCGGCUGGAAACAGCCACGACAAGAAACUGACACCAAAUACCCGAUCUGUUUUCUAAGCGAAGACAUUGGUUAUGUCCUCUAUUCUUCCUGUGGCUCUUUCUACAUCCCAAUGGUGAUUAUGGUGAUCGUCUAUUUCCGUAUAUAUCUCGCCGCUCGCAAGAGGGCGCGUGGGUCGCUCGCCAGCAAACCGAAAGUAGUCUGUCCGGACAACAUCAGAGACAAAAGUACGUCAUCAACAACCACGAGUUUCACAACACCUCCAAAAAACAACAAUCAAAAAAGCAUGAACGUCACAACUACAAACGCUGCAAACGUGACACCGAACGCCAACGUUGGAAGAAGGGGCAGCAAAGGUGGAGGCAGAGGCGGAGGCGCGGCUGACGACGACAAAGAAUCGUCGUUUUCCGACGAAGAUGCCGUGCCAGUGACCCACGACAACAGUUUAAAAGUUCCCAGUCGGGAUCGAACCCAUCAACAGUUCCUUCAAACGGAGGACGAACAACGGAAAUUAUUGCCGACUGACUCGGAUUCCAUGUCUGUCGAUAAUCGGCUGCGAAUUGCAACUAGUGAUAGCGAGGUGGGCGAGAUCCGGUCCCCGAACCAGCGCUUAGUUCUGGUCACCGACACCGAGUCGUCGAUGGAGUCUCCAAAGAGACAGCGACACCAGGGGGACGUCUCGACUGAACUGGAGACAGUAGAAGAAAACGUGAAGCCACUACUAGCCGGGGAUACGGAUUCAACAUGCUUCGACUCGCCUUACUUGUCUCCUGAGACCCAAAUGACGGACACAGGCACAGCGACAGAGGUGAAAACCCCGAGUUUAAGCCGCAGGGAGUCGAAUCACAUUAACCAACAAUCCCCGCAACAAAACCAAAUAAACUCGCAACACAGUCAAACCAACCAGACCCCACACGGUGAAGACAACCAUACUACACAAUACGCCGGCCCAACGCCGAACAUCAUCACAUCGCCACUUCCUUGCCAAUCGGUGGGUGUGGGUAUAAAGGCUUUUAGACAUGAAAUUUGCACACAUACAGACAUUUUUGCUCUCUCUCAUCAUCAUUCUCUAUACACUUUAAUUUCUUUCUGUCUGUCUGUACAUCCAUCCAUCCAUCUAUCUAUCUAUCUAUCUAUCUAUCUAUCUAUCUAUCUAUCUAUCUCAGUUCCUUAUUUAUCUAUCACAGUCUAUUUAUAUCUAUCUAUCUAUCUCUAUUAUCUAUCUAUCUCUUUUUGUUCCUUAUCUAUCUGUCUAUCUAUCUAUAUAUAUAUAUAUAUAUAUAUAUAUCUGAGCCUGUUCAUAUCUAUCUAUCUAUCUAUCUAUCUAUCUCAGCCUGUGCAUAUCUAUCUCAUUCUCUUCCUACUGUUUUCUCUCUCUCUCUCUCUCUCUCUCUCUCUCUCUCUCUCUCUUUCUCUUUCUCUGUCUCUCCUUCUCUCUCUACAUCGCACAAGCGAUAUUUUCGCUCUCUCUCAUUCUCAUAUUCUAUACUCUAUAAUUUCUUUCUCUCUGUCUGUACUUCUAUUUAUCUAUCGAUCAAUCUAUCGAUCUAUGUUCCUUAUCUAUCUCUGUUCCUUAUCUAUCUAUCUGUUCAUUAUCUAUCUAUCUAUCUAUCUAUCUAUCUAUCUAUCUAUCUAUCCCAAUUUAUUUUUCUAUCUCAAUCUAUUCAUAUCUAUCUGUCUCCAUUACCUAUCUCUCUCUUUAUGUUCAUUAUCUGUCUAUCCAUCUAUCAAUCUAUCUGAGUCUGUUCACAUCUAUCUAUCUAUCUAUCUAUCUAUCUAUCUAUCUAUCUAUCUAUCUAUCUCAUUCUGUUCAUAUCUAUCUCAUUCUCUUCCCAUUGCUCUCUCUCUCUCUCUCUCUCUCUCUCUCUCUCUCUCUUUUUACGAUUCACAUGAGAAAAGGAAAGAACAAUGUCUGGUUUAUAGAAGUUGGAUUGUUAUUGUUGUUCGGCUUACCAUUUAG